This is a messenger RNA of Chiloscyllium plagiosum (whitespotted bambooshark), 847 nucleotides long. Lineage: Eukaryota; Metazoa; Chordata; Chondrichthyes; Orectolobiformes; Hemiscylliidae. The record is from RefSeq and is a predicted model, not a curated record.
GAGAUGUACAGGCUGGUGUUGAAAUCGAGAAUAACAGAUUCGCUGUUGGACCCACCAGCGGAGCAAAAUGCCAGAUUGGAAUUCACAACUGGGCACUCUUCUCUUUCUCUGCCUGCUCUUCCGGGGUGCCCUGAGUGCCUGCACCACGAGCACCACCGAGGAGUGCUGCAAUGCCGGUUUUGUGCCAGGGUCGCGGCUGGCAGGGCAGGGCUACGACGUGGUGACGCUGCAGCCUAAGGGGGCCUUCGUCAUUGACGUGAACACCUGGCACACGGCCAACGGGAGCUGCACUCUCUGCGAUAAUGAGCUGCUCAAUGGCGUGCGCCAACGGCUGCCCAUCUCGCUGGUGGACUGGCGCACCCUGAGCUCCUGCCGGCGCUCAGUCUCCAGCCAGCUUUACCGAUCGGCCGCAAAGCUGGCAGAGUCCGCCAGCUCCUCCAUCACCAACAACUGGCACGCGGACCUCUCUGUGCAAAAGCCCGAAGUCGGUGUCAAUGUGGUGCUGGCUGGAUCCCAUUCCAAGAUGGUCAAGGCAGAGAGCGGGCACAAGCUGACUAUCGAAGUCUGGGACCAGGACGACAUCAGCAACAAUGACCUCCUGGGCAAGUGCCAGGUCAGACUGACUUCCGGCAACCACUGUGAGGUCUGCUACCUCAAGUACGGCAAGGUGACCUAUGCCUACACCUUCACCUGCGGCCUGCACCUGGGUGGUGCCACCUGCCAGGAUUACACGCCUGGUCCUGGCAGUGUGCCCUUCACCACUGCCCUGGGUGGAACCAACCGCACCCUCCUUCUUAACACACACUUCCCGAACACCCGCUCCAAAUCGCCAAUCCCCAUUAUCUAA